Molecule: messenger RNA, 1125 nt
Organism: Salvia hispanica
Lineage: Eukaryota; Viridiplantae; Streptophyta; Magnoliopsida; Lamiales; Lamiaceae
Source: RefSeq, a predicted model, not a curated record
AUGGAGGCAAAUAAGGUAUAUUCUGAAGGUAGAAAUUUGACAUAUGGUGAAUUUCCAACCAAGUUCGUGUGGAAGAAAGAUCAUUGGCAACCUAGAAAACAACGUUAUUCGGUUGAGAGGUUGUUUUAUGUUGCUCCUGGCUCUGAUUUGGUGCUAAAUGAUGAUGAAAUUCAGAAUAUUGUGUUGGCCAACAUUGAGAAAUUGCUACUGAACGUUGGUAAAAGUUUGCAUGACUACCAUGGUAUGCCGUAUCCAAAACCGCAGUAUUUUGAAUCAUUUCAGAAUACUUUGAUCAGCGAUGAGUUGUCUUAUGAUCGUGAAGCUUUAAGGAAAGAACACUUGGAAUUUCUAUCAAAGUUCACGGAUGAGCAACUUAAUGUUCAUGAUAUGAUAAUGUCGUCUGUGAAUUCGACUGAAGGAAAAAUGUUUUUUGUUUAUGGUUAUGGAGGUACUGGAAAAACAUUCAUUUGGAGGUCUUUGUCAGCAGAUUCUAUGUGCAAUAUAAAACAAGGAUCUGAUCUUGCGGAGCUUAUCAUAAGGUCGAAACUUAUCAUAUGGGAUGAAACACCGAUGAUUCAUAAGCAUUGCAUAGAAGCCGUUGAUAGGACUUUUAGAGAUAUUCUUCGUGUGUGUAGUGAGUCAAGUGUGCACAAACCAUUUGGUGGAAAGACUAUAGUUUUUGGUGGUGAUUUUAGACAAAUUUUGCCUGUUGUGCUUAAAGGAAGUCGGCAGAAUGUUGUGAAUGCCACCAUUAACUCAUCUUAUCUUUGGAGUAGUUGUAUAGUUUUGAGGUUGACUAAGAACAUGAGACUGUUGAGUGUUGAAUCUUCUGUUGAAGCUUCUAAGUUGAAGGAAUUUUCAUCUUGGGUUGCUUCUGUAGGUGAUGGAGUUGUUGGUGGUCCGAAUGAUGGUGAAGUUGCUAUAGAUCUUCCUUCUGACAUUAUAUUAUCAAAUUCUGGAGAUCCUCUUAAAACCAUUGUUGAAAGCAUAUACCCUUCCUAUAUGGAUCCAGAAGAGUUGAGCAAUUGUUUGCAUGAUCGUGCUAUACUUGCUCCCACGCUUGAUGUUGUUGAUGAGGUUAACCAAUUCAUGAUAUCGGUGCAUCAGGCUCCAGGGCGCGUAUAG